AUGGGGGCUCGCAUUUCGUCGUUCUCAUCUGGCGGGAAGAUUCAGCAUAAAUCUUUGCAGCUCAUCAGAAGUUUCCCAAAUUUGUUGUCGAAGGCAUAUAUUGAAGCCUUGCCGAAUAUACUGCAAAGAAAAUAUGCUUUACUGCGAGACUUGGAUAACAGCUUACAAGAAAUCCAGAGGCAAAAUGAGCAGCAUUGUGAGCAAGAAAUAGAUGAUAUGAAACGCGGUAUAAAGUCUGGUAGCAUCACUCCAAAUUCGUCUCUCCUCAAAUUCUCUGAUGAUGCUCUUGAUGAGCAGAAACAUGCCAUCAGGAUUGCUGAUGAAAAAGUUGCAUUGGCUGUCCAAGCUUAUGAUUUGGUGGACACUCACAUUCAACAGCUUGAUCAAUAUUUGAAGAAAUUUGAUGAAGAUCUCCGUCGUGAAAGAGAUAACAUAGCUGGCAGUGGAUCUCCUCAAAUGCAAGAUAACAACGUGAAAGCUGGAAGGUCCGGUGAAACUAGUAACAGAGGGCGUAAAAAGACACGUAUGGCAACAACAAGUGCUUCUGGCUCAGCCUCAGCCUCGGGAAAUGCAGGUGCACCAACAGCAAUAAACACAACUAGCAUGGAAUUGGAUCUACCAGUUGAUCCCAAUGAACCGACUUAUUGUUUGUGCAACCAAGUCAGCUAUGGGGAAAUGAUUGCUUGCGAUAAUCCUGAUUGCAAGAUUGAGUGGUUCCACUACGGCUGUGUAGGGCUAAAAGAACCACCGAAAGGGAAAUGGUAUUGCUCGCAAUGUGUUGGAACCCAAAGACGUCGGAAAACAAAAUAACAAGUCUCCAGGCUGAACUUUGUGUUUUUGUUCCCGAGCUUAAUGUUGGUGUAUACAAACCAACUCUACUGAUUUUGUGUUUUUGUUUAUUGCAAAGAUUUAUCCUCGGUGGCUCUCAGGUCCACUCUUUUCAUUGUACCUAACUACUUACUGUACGUUUAUUGUGAACAUAAAUCAACGUGGGUGGACUUAUUGUACGUCCGUUGUGAAUUUAAACCACCGACGGAUGUAUCCAAUCCAGGGGUUCAUAUGUCUGUCCAAAUAAUAAGAAACUGUUUUUAGUUAUUAUGUGCAUGCACCCGUUGAACAGUAAUUCAAUGUGAUGUUCGUAUAUAUUUUCCAAUUGCAGGGGUUCAUAUAUUUGUCCAACUAAUAACUGUUUUUAGUUAUGUGCUUGCACCCGUUGAACAGUAAUUCAAUGUGCUGUUCGUAUAUAUUUUCGAAUUCCAGGGGUUCCUAUAUUUGUCCAACUGCUUGGUGUUCUAUAAUUUCGUGUGCU
Striga asiatica is the source of this 1309-nucleotide messenger RNA. The record is from the annotation of a GenBank genome assembly. Lineage: Eukaryota; Viridiplantae; Streptophyta; Magnoliopsida; Lamiales; Orobanchaceae.